AUGGGGUGCGGUGCGAGUCGCCACCGCCUUCCUGCCGUGGUCCCGGCCGCUGCGGGGCCUGGGCUGCAGCACGCGCCAUCCAAGGGGCGGAGCACGGCGACGGCGGGCCGUGACGACCUCGAGAACCCGUACGCGCCGAUUCCGGUGCAUUCGCGGCUCAGAGACUCCUCGAUGACCACGGAGGACUUCAUACGGAAGCUGCACGAGAGCGUGGCCAUGGAGCGCGCCCUCGAGGGGCGGCUCGAGUCGGUGAAGGAGGCGGGGCCGUCCGCGACGCCGUCCGUCCGCGAGACGGAGGCGGACCGCAACCUGUUCCUGCGGCCGCACGCGGGCGCCUCGGCGCGCCCGGGGAGCUCCGGGCGGCCGGGGUCUUCGGCGCACGGGGCCUCGGGCGCUGGCGCCGCGUCGCCCGGCGGGCACGGCGGCGCGACCCCGCACGACGGUUCGAUCAUCAUGGACAAGGCGGACCUCAGCUGGGGCCGCGACUCCGCGGGCCACCUCAUGUUCAACGAGUUCAUUGUGCUUGGCAACUUGGGGGCGGGCUCGUUCGGGAAAAUCCGACUGUGCAUGGACCUCAAGGCGUACCAGCUCGUAGCCAUCAAGAUGGUGAACAAGGCGCACCGGCAGAAGGUCCGCGGGAUGCUCGGCAAGGGCGGCGACGCGCGCGCCGCUCUGCAGCGCGAGAUGGCGGUCAUCAAGGCUCUGACGCACCCGUCGAUCGUGAACGUGCUCCAGUUCAUCGACGACCCGAGCAAGGACCACAUGCUGAUGGUGCUCGAGCACGUCGAGGGCGGCGUCGUGCAGCACCUGGGCGCGGACGGCCGGGCGGUCCGCCUGGUGGAGCAAACGGCGCAAGAGUACUUUCGGCAGCUGGUCGGGGCGGUGGAGUACCUGCACGUGAACGGCGUGGUGCACGGCGACAUCAAGCCGGACAACCUGCUGCUUUCCGCGCAGGGCCGCGUCAAGCUGAUCGACUUUGGCUCGAGCGUGGUGCUGCCGUCGUCGGGCGACGACACCAUGCAGCGCACGUACGGCACGCCGGCGUUCUGCGCGCCGGAGAUCGCGCGCGGCGAGGCCUUCUCCGGCCGCGCCGCCGACCUCUGGGCGCUCGGCGUCACGCUCUACCACUUUGUGUUUGCCGACCUGCCCUUCAAGGGGCCCACGACGUACGCCACGUACGCCGCGAUCGACGUGGACGACCUGGUGCUGCCCGCGGACGUCGAGGUGUCGCACCUCCUCCGCGACCUGCUCGAGCGGAUGCUGGAGAAGGACCCGGCGAAGCGCAUCACGCUCACCGGCAUGAAGCAACACCCGUGGGUGCGCGAGGGCGGGCCGGCGCACCACGACGCGGCGGGCGGGGCGUCGUACGCCCCGGUCAAGGUUUCCGAGGACGAGCUGGCGGCGGCCGUCACGUCGUACGUCCAGUGGGACAUCAAGGAACACAUCGCGGGAUUCCAAGAGCGCGUGUUCGAACGGGGGGAGUAUUUGUUCCGGGAGGGAGAGGUCGGCGACAGCAUGUUCUACAUCGUCGAGGGCGACGUGGACAUCGUGCGCUGCUCGCGCGUCCCCCUGCGGGCCUCCACAGGCCUCCCGCACUUGCGCAGCCUGCAAGCGGUGUCGCAGGUCGAGGCCGCACCGCGGCGGGCCGCGUACGCGCGAAACGUGGUCAGCGAGCGGCUCGAGGACGCGGAGCCCGUGGCGCCGAACUGCCCCGUCGCCCCACCGCCGGCACCCCCAAGCCACAGGCCGAGUAGGCUGUCGCUCCCGUCGCUCUCGCUGCCGCCAGACAGGCAGGCCCCUGAGCCGGACAGCGACGAGGUCAGCCUGACUCCGCACCACAAGAUGUUCAUCGGGGGCGACCAUGGGGAUGCGUCGAGGGAGAGCGCGUCACCCGCGCAACAGGCCUCUGCGCGAGCAGAGGGGAGCGAUGUGGCCGAGGGGCCGGGCCGGGGCGCAGAGUCCGACCACAGCCAGGCGGACCGUGCCUCGGUGGUCUCGAGUCUCAUCGGAAGCGUGCAGGGCGACAUGGACGACGUGUACAAGCACGACAGGAAGGACGCCGGGGCUCGCACGAGGGGGUCGCACCGGCGCACCUCGAGUGCGGGGACCCCGUGCGUCGGCACGAGCGCGGUCGAGGCUCCGGAAGGCGGCGUGCCAGCGGGGCCCGCUGCGGGCCCUGGGCGUGCCGUGCGCGACAACGGCCGCAGCGGUGGGCCUUGCGCGAGCGACUGUGUGGCGGGGGCGCAGGAUGGCGGGAGUGAGGCGCCCGGCGAACAGCCCACCACGACAACGCCACUGCAGCAUCCGAGGCCCGUUCUGGUGAACGAGGACCCAAUGUCGGGCUCAGGUCAAGGAAACAGCAACAACCUCGACCUGGAUGCGCGAGGCCGAUCUUGCUCCCCGAAGGCUUCGCCCCGCCGCAUGCGUCACUCCGCAUCGGUGGGUGCUUCCUUGUUCAGACGCGUCGGCUCGCUCUUCCCGCGCAUCGGGCCGUCGCGGAGCCUCCGCAGCCCACCAGCGCAGACACCGACUGGCAAGCGCUCGAUUCUCAGCGCGUUCUCAACGCGCAAGAUAUCCGUCGUGCCGAGCGACCCGAACGAGGCCACGGAGCGGAUGUCCCCGCAAGGCAGCGGCGACGACGACGCGGCGCAGUCCAUCUCGCGAGGCCCCCGGGGGUCUGAAACGGACCUGGAGGUGUCCCGCGGGCUCAAGUUCAACCGCGCGGACGUCAAGGACCUCGCAGCCGGCGACGACAGCGGCGACCCGGGCAUCGUGUUCCGCCGGAGAGACCUCGACACGUUCCUGCAGCUCAAAUUGAACAACCUGAUGGACCGCGGCGUGGACCAGCUGACGCGGUCGUCGUCGAACCCGUUCGAGCGCCGCCUGGCCUGCCACGCGGCGGGGUCGUUCGUCGGCGAGAUGGCCGUGCUGACGACGAGCAACGUGCGCACUGCGUCGGGGCGAGCGCGCACGGCAGUGCGGGCCAUUGAGAUCCCGGGCGUGAAGAUGCACAUGCUGUUCCAGCGGUACCCGGAGAUGCAGGGACAGCUGCAGCGCCUCCUCGCGAAGCGCAACGCCAGCCGCUCCAUCGCGGACGCGCUCGAGACGCUCGGGCGCAUCCACCAGGACAUUCAGCGCACCAAGCGCCGGCGGCGCGCCACGGUCGGGGCGCAGAUCACGCAGCAGUACCACGAGCAGGUGCUGCGGGAGCUCGAGAGCCAGACAUCCACGCAGAUGCCGCGCCUGCAGCGCAAGGCGUCGAAGGACAUCGUCAUCACUCGCGAACUGGCGUCCGCCGUGGGCUCUCCGCGGCCCAGCCGGGCGACAUCAGCACGUGGACUCGAGCCGCUGUACGAGCGCGCGUCCCUCGCCAGCAGGGGCACGCUGAGCCCGAACGUCUCGAAGCUGCCCCUGAUGCGGCAAAGCAGCGAGAGGGUAGCGCGGCGGUCGCUCCCGGCUGGCAGCGACCCGCUGGGCGCGACCUUCCCCGCCGCUCGGCUUCCCACGGUCGGAUCCGGCGAGAGCGUGAACCACGACGAGGUCGAGCGGGUGCCGUCCGCGGACGACCGGAGCAAGGCUGCGAGCCGUGGGGCCAGCUUCCUACGGUCCAGCCGGGGAGCGGCGGAGCUGCCCAGCAUCGCCGAAGCGGUGCCGGCAGCCGGGGUGCACGGGCUCAGAGCUUCGAGGUCGCGGCGCAUGUCGCGGCUGUCGUCGACUUCCGGCGCCCUGCUGUCGCCACGCGAGUCAAUGGACCACCAACGCUCCCACUCCCACUUGUGCCCGGUCAACCCGGUCACGCGCGCGGUGGUGCUGGACGGCCAUGGCAGUGGCAGCUUCGGCGACCUGCAGGGCUUGCCGCCCGUCAUGCUGAGGCCGUCGCCGAUGGCGCGAAAGACUCCCUCGUCGCUCCGCAUCUCCUUGGACCAAGGACCGGUUUCUGCGGACGGCGCCGGGCCGCGGAGACACAUUCUGCUCAGCAGCGAGUCAGGGACACGACGUACGGCCGAGGUCCCUGCUGUCACCGAGGUGGUGGACUGCCCUGUCCCGAACCAGGUGCCGGCGUAG
Pedinophyceae sp. YPF-701 is the source of this 4065-nucleotide messenger RNA. NCBI's taxonomy places the organism in Eukaryota, Viridiplantae, Chlorophyta, Pedinophyceae. The record is from the annotation of a GenBank genome assembly.